CAGGAUGCUCACGCCCCCCCGCCCCCAGGCCGCGCGCCCCCGCGCGCUCCCGCCGCUGCUCGGGCGACAGCGACUCCUCGGCCACCUCCGCGCAGAGCGGCCCCCGCCGCACCCCCGCCCGCCGGGAACCCCCCCCGGACCCCGCACCGGGGUCCCCCCGCGCCCCCCGCGCCGCCGCCGCGUCCCCCCGCGGGUCCCCCCGCGCCUCCCGCAGCCCUGGGCGCGGCCCCGCUCCGCUGCUGCUCAUCCGCCGCCGCCCCGACGGGCAGCACUCGUGGGCACGGCCCGAGCCCCCCAAUGCACCCGGGGGGGCUCCCGGCGGGCGGCGGGACCCCCGGCCCGGCCCCGGGGACCCCGAGGAGCUGGCGCGGAGGCUGCGGGCCCCGCGCUGGCUGGAGCCCGGGCAGGAGCAGCGGCUGUUCCAGCGGCUGGAGGAGGAAUUCCUGGCCAACACGCGGCUGCUGGAGCAGCUGGGGGACACCGAGAGCCCCCCCGCGCCCCCCGCCACCGCCGACUCGGCCUAUUGCUCCUCGUCGUCCUCCUCUUCCUCCCUCAACGUGUUCGCCAAGCACGGGCUGCCCGCCGAGGACGGGCGGCGGAGCGGGAACAGCGACGGGAACAACAACAACGGGAAUAACGGGAACAACGACGGGCUGUGCCCCCCGACGCUGCCGUCCAACCCCUCCAUGGGGGAUGUGAGGCGCCGCUCCACCCUCUCCAGCUCCUCCGACGAGAGCUGCUGCUUCCCGGCCUCCUGGGACAACCGGGAGACUCCCGGGAAUCCCGGCUCCGACACCGACUGGGCGCCCGGGGAGGACGAGAUGCUGGAGAUGGAGGAGCCCCCCCUUGCCCCGGGGGUCUCCACGCCCCCGCGGCGGCCCUGGGCCAAGCCCCGGCUGGACACACAGCCCCACAAGGCGCCGUCCCGCAUCCCCACCCCGAGGGGUUACGGGGCCGGGACCCCCCGGCCCCACAACGGCAGCCCCAAGGCCUGGGGGGCUCUGCAGAGCGUCUUCUCCUCCCUGCUGGAGCCCCCCUGGGCCCCGCGGGAGCGCGAGGGGCUGGAGGAGGACACGUGGCCCUGAGAGGCCCGGCCCGGUGGCCACGGCACCCCUGGGGACAUCCCGGAGCGGCCACUGGAGGUGGCACCCGUGUGGAGACGUGAUGGACAUGGCCCGGGGGCGGGCAGGACGCCUUCACCCGGUGACUGUUGGCAGUGGGGUGGCCCCUGCGAGGAGCCCCCAGCCCCAGGCAGGCCCAGAGGGCCCCGGGUGUGCCCCCAGCCCGCGGGGAGCAGCUCCAUGGGGGUGGUGGUGUGGUCAUGGUGGAGGUGGCUGGAGCAGAACUGGCACCUGGGAAUGGGGCUGGAGAGCACCUGACCCUGCUCAGCUGGGACUCUUCAUCUCUUCUCACACUUCUCAUCUUGUUUUCUCCUCCUCUUCAUGCUAUUCUUGUCAUCCUCCUCCUCAUCGUCUCGUGUUCUAUCAUAUUUCUGCUCCUCUUUUGGGCACCUUCUCCCUUCUCUUGUCUUCUCCUCCGUGGCCUUUGUGUCCUUCUCAUCAUCACCUUCUCUUCUUGACCUUGUCCUCCUCUUGUCUUCUUCUCUUCUUGGCCUUCUUGUCCCCUUGUCAUCAUCACCUUCUUGGUCAUUUUUUUGUUUUUUUCCUCUUCUUGGUCAUCUCCCAUCUCUCUUCUCUCCCUCCUCUUCCCUCCACCCCUGAGAUGACUUGGGGAUGUGCAGCUUGUCACCACAACCCGGAUUUGAGGUCGGGAGGGGGGUCACUGUGUCCCCUCCGGCCCCAGCACUGCUGUGAUGAUGUCCCCAGGGUGGGACAGGGCUGUGCCCCCCGUGCCCCCACCCCUCGGGCCCUGCAUGUCCCCCCAAGCCAGUAAAGACCGAGGGAGCUGCG
Molecule: messenger RNA, 1910 nt
Organism: Neopelma chrysocephalum (saffron-crested tyrant-manakin)
Lineage: Eukaryota; Metazoa; Chordata; Aves; Passeriformes; Pipridae
Gene: GAS2L1
Product: growth arrest specific 2 like 1
Exons: 1
Source: RefSeq, a predicted model, not a curated record